UCUGGAGUGACUGGAUUUGAGUGUCUAGCGUUAGAUUUAUGUUGCAGUAAAUCAACAUGUUAAUAUCAAAACAUCUAUUCUUAAAGUGGUGAUGACGUAGUAAGAACAACCAAAGUCCAGAGGCUCGGGUGUUGUUGAGGCGUCAGAGCUUCAUCUCGUGUACGAAACUCGGAAAAACGCUUUUAUCACGUAGUCAACGCUAAACCGUACUGUUAAUAUCCGUAGAAGAUGCACGAUACUAGCAGAUUCGAUUCAGCUUAAAUAAAUUAAUGUAUCAUACUAGGGUGAGUAGUAAAAGUACGGAGUUGGUGAGGUAUAGUUGCUGUUGCUAAGAUAGCUAACAGUUGGAGCUGCGCAGAGUUGUAUCCCCUGUUGGAACAGGAGUGAGGAGAGGACGAGUAGCUGCUUGACCCCUUUCAUGCUUUGAAUAUGUUAAAUUUCAUCAACUUUUGGUCUCCAAAAUCUUCGGACACAUGGUGAAGAGAAAGAAGACGUCGUCAGCUGUCGACGAGCUGGAAAAUGGGAUGACAGUGGGCCAAGGGGAUGUUUCCGGGGGCGAGGGGCCAAAGAAACCUGCCCGCAAGCUGGAGGGUUGCGAGGAGGAGAGCGGAGAUCAGGCGAGCGAGGAGACGAGUACAAAGAGAGACGAAGAGGAAAUUCUUAAUCCAUCAACUGCAGCCAGCUCCAGUUUGACUCCGAGUAUUCCCACCUCAACACCGAACCCGUCCGGACCCCCAGCGAACUUGCAGUCCAACACUUCGCCUCCUGCCGUCCCACAGAACCAGGAUCAGCAUCAUUUUCUCCGUUCCAGUGUGCGACCUCCGAGCAAGCGGCUCCGGAAGGAUCUCGUUGCCCCUGCGCUGAACGGGAACGGCGGGGCGAAAGCGAAAGGGGCCGAGGCUGGUCCAGCAGUGUGUGCGGCUACCACAGCAGGCCCUAUAGGGGGAUCAGGGGCUGGAGGCAGUUCCCGAUCAGGCCCACGAGGCCAGAGCUCUGGGGAGAAAGAGGAAGGCGGCAGUCAGAAACGGACCCGCAGACAAUGGGAGUCCUGGAGCACCGAGGACAAAAACAGCUUCUUCGAAGGCCUUUACGAGUAUGGGAAGGACUUCGAAGCCAUUCAGAACAACAUAGCACUGAAGUACAAAAAGAAAGGGAAGCCAGCCAGCAUGGUGAAGAACAAGGAGCAGGUUCGCCAUUUUUACUACCGGACCUGGCACAAGAUCUCCAAGCAUAUUGACUUCAACAAUGCGUACUCUCGUCUUCUCAAGAAGUCCUCUCAGGAACUUUAUGGUCUCAUCUGCUAUGCUGAGCUCAGGAAGAAAGUCGGAGGCUUGAUGGACGAUAAGAAUGUUGCAAAACUGAAUGAGCUCAUUCAGCAGGGAGCCACAACAGUGCGUUCCAAAGGCAGAAACCUGCGCAUUAAGGCCCCGAUGUGCCGAGCCCUAAAGAAAUUGUGUGACCCAGAUGGAGUGAGUGAUGAGGAGGACCAGAAGCCUGUCCGACUGCCACUGAAGGUUGCCGUGGAAUUGCAGCCGCGCAGCAACCACUCAUGGGCUCGCGUUCAGAGCUUGGCACACAAUCCCCGCCUCCGGAUGGUUGUGGAGCUCCACAGGAAGGUCUCCAGCCUGAUUGAGUUCCUGAAGCAAAAGUGGGCUGUGCAGGACCAGCGAAUUCGUAAGAGUCUAGAGGAGCGGGAAGCUUUAGAAGGUGCCCCCAAGAAGGCGGACGCCGAAGAGCUUCUUCUGUUCCCGGCCGAGAGCAGCACGGUGACUGCACUCCCCGGCGUGGCACGCGUCGUCCACUCCAAAGCCUCAUGCACCGUGCACUGGCAAGAGACGGGCAGGAGCCGCCCAGGCUCCCGAGACCUGCCCACCGCCCACAUCCUGGGCAUCCAGCCGGGGGGCCGAGGAGCGGGGCGCCCUGGGAAGGGUGCAGCGCCCCCUGCUGUUAAAGCAGAGGGACCAAGUCAGGAGGCCACGGAGAGUGGCUCAUCAGCAGCAGCAGCAGCAGCAGCAGCAGCUGGGAGUGGGGGAGAAAGUGCAAGCACUAAUACUAACCCGACUCAGAGCUCUGCCGCUGUGCCGGUGCCUGCUCCCCACCUUACACACUCCACGUCCCCUGCCACCACCCCGUCACUCCCAGCCGAGCAGAGCGCCGGAAAGGGACCCGCCGAGGCGGAGGGGGCCGGUGCGCAGGCGGACGCAGACCUCAAGGAGAGAACCUCCGCCGGUCAGAGGGACUCGGCUCCCGCUCCUGCAGAGCAGGGCAAGGAGGAGCCCACUGCGGGCGGCGUGGUGUCUCCCGACCGCACCGCCGGCCUCGCUGUUCCACACGCCACACUACCGGACACCUCCACACGGGCGGAAGGGGACAGCAGCAGCGCUCCAAACAACAGUGGUGGCGGCGGUGGCAGUGGCGUACCGACUGGACGCUCCCCAGAAAGGAUCCGCGAGGAGGGCUGGAGUGCCCAGGAGGCGGAGAACGUGACGCUGGCCGAGCUCUACCUGAUGCUAGGCAAGCCGGGCAAACUGCAGCUGGAGUACGAGUGGCAGGCCCGGCCGCCAGCACCCGUCACCACCCCGCCCAACACACACAGCGUGCUGCGCUGCCUCCUGCGCCUUGUUGCCUCCGAGGUCAACCCCAAGCCGGCUCCGGAGCUGUGUACAGUGGGGACAUCCCCGGUGAAGCCGGGCCAGGAAGAGCAGCCCCUGUCUCUGACGCCCCCGGGCAAAACCCCCUCGGGCACCAGCCGUAGUCCCAGCUGUGGACGCCAGCAAAGUACAACACGCAACACCAAACUGCUGCUGCCUAACGCGGUCACAACAGGUGGGCGAAACCUGCCCCGCUCUCUCCUGGUGUCCAGCGGUGAUGGUGACGGGGGCGUGUUCGCCGUGCCAACCAUGCUGCCGCCAAACAGCUCGCGCCUCUCGCGCAUGUUCUCCCCCAACAAGGAAGCCCAGCUGGCCCUUAGACAGCAGCUGGACUCAAUCAGUUCUGACUUUUUGCUGCCGAAGCAGAGGAAGUUGGGCAGGAGUCGACCCCUGAGGAAGCCUCUGGUUGUCCAGAGAACAUUGGUGCCGCGGACAACCGGAGAUGCGUCACAGCACGUCUGUUCCUUCUCCAUACUCUCCAACUCCUCAGCCACAGGAACGGGUUCCUUCCGGCCCAUUCAGCCACGUGUUCCUCUGGCCCGACCUCUCGUUACCAAAACCACAGCCAGUGCACCAAGCCCUUCACCCUCCACCGAACUGUCCAGCGCGAUUGACCAGGCAGCCAAGUCGGCGGGCAUCAUUCCAGGCAGCCCCUGUGGGGAGAUGGAGGCGGCAGCUGUAGAGGACGCCCUCCUGGGGCCUGAUGGAGACGUGUCCCUGGUGCCAGCCCAGCCACAGCCCCAACCACAGCCUCAGACACAGCCACAGACGAGCAUUCUCCCUCAACAAGCAGAGGAAUCUCUGCAGACCAGCCUGCCACCUCCAUCCCCAGGUGGUGCGGACUCCCUGCUCGCCCCGCCCAGCGUCGCCUCCCUAUUGGACAUCUCACUUCCUGGUCCCCCAGAGGAGUCUCUCCCCUCAGGAGAGGCCCAGACCCACAUCAGCGACUCCAUCAUCGAGCUCGCCAUCAACUCGGCCCACUUCGGGGAAGGACCAUCUCUCUCUCCGGCCAAGCUCAAUGGGACAGACACGCCCAAACUGCUGCCCUCUCCCUCCAGUAGUCCAGCUCAUAGCUGGAUCCCCUCGCCCACACACGACCCCCAGUGGUACCCCAGCGAUUCCACCGACUCCUCACUGGGUUGCCUGCUGUCAAGUCUGGUGUCUCCUGAAAAAAAUCGCCGGACACAACACCCCCGUGUGGGCCCAUCCAGUGGUACAGCCCUCCUGGGCCCCAGCUUGAUGGACUCCAAUUCCCAUGAUUCAUUUCCGGCCAGAGGCCUUGCAGAGGUCGAUACCCAGCUGGCCUGCAUGAUGAGCGAGAACAGCGUGGACUACAUUGCCCGCUUCAAUGACCUCGCCCAGGAGCUGUCCGUCACGGAGCCGUCCCUCCCGCCCCCCGGGGUCUGAGGAGACGGUCUGAUGUCAAAGCUGCCCAGUCAGCAUCCUGGGAGCUGAUGCCUCUAGGGCAGGGCUGGGGACCAUUCUGUCUCUAAAUCCCAAGAGGUUAUUCCAUGUAUGUGGUUUUGUGACAAACCUGGGUAAGUUAAAUCGGAGUAUGUGGUAAAUGUGACCAGAACAGCCAUAUGGCUUUCUUCGCCUAGCAAAAUAAAGCCAUUGGUCUCUGCUUUUAGAAGGUUUAGCGCUUACAAUGAGUUAACUUAUUCAGGUAGUUGUCACUAAGCCACAUGCUUGGAAUACGCCCCAGGUGUCCUUGGUUAGGCCAGAGGGCCACCUGACUGACCACAGAAAGCUACAAGGGUGAAGUGUGCGACCGUGAGCGAGUGUUGCAGAAAGUAGGUGUCUUUUGGGGUGGGGGGGUUGAAGAAGUGCAAUAGUGUGCCAGGAUCCACACCACCUGACCUGACCGCAUAUAUAUGUGUGUGUGUGUAUGAAUGGGAGAAUGACUGACGAUUCUGAGAGUGCUCAGUGAGCCGCCCUCUGGAAACACUUUAAGCAAAACUCUGUUUACAAAAGUAACCUCAUGUACAGAAAACCCCUUGCCUGCCAUAUCUGAACAAAGAGCUUCCCCUCUAUACAUCUGUUUCACUGUCUGUCUCUCUGCCUGUCUGUAAAUGUCCGCUUGUCUCACUGUCCCUCCUAGUUGCCUGAAUCUGUGUGUACAUUUUGUUUGUGUGUGAGUGUAUGUGUGUCCAAAAGUGUAUGAAACUGAAAUGAUUGUGUUGGAAGUUCUCUUUGUCCUUUUCCCUCCCAUGUUGCAGCUCCAUCUUUCUCUUUCCGUCUCGUGACCCUCCUCUUAUUCUGGCCUUGCCUAGCUGAAAUCCUCAGAUAUGCAGUACAGAUUACUGAAGUUUAGAGCUGAUUUUUAUACCUGUGUCCACUCCCUGAAGGACAAUUAUAGAAUGACAUCCCAGAGCUGGGUUUGACCAGGACAGGAAAUUCUUUGUGUGUGUAUGUUUGUGAGUGUCCAUAUGUCCUCUCUGCAAAGUAGAAAUCUCCUUGAUGCAGAAACCAAGUUUUAAAAGCCAUAUGACAAGAUUCUCAAGCGUAUGUGUGCGUGCACACACCUGGCCCUUCCCCUAACUUUUCCAUCCAGGCCACAUAUCUGCUGUAAUCUCACAUCUCUCUCUGUCUGUUUUACAAUUGACCAAUUUCAGGAACACUAAUACAAGGGAGGGUCCAGACUUGCAAAACAUUGGAUUAGGCAGGACAAGGUGUGACCCUAAGAAGGAGUUGGUCAAUUCUGAGCAUUUGUGGCUCUCCUAGAAAGCAACGAGUCACCCAAUUUUAGCUUUGGGGUCGGAUAUUCUAGCACCCCAAAUUACACAAUGGCCGACAUAUUAUAGGUUUAGCUAGAUAGUAAUUUCCAUAAACACAGCCAUACUUUUAACACACACACACACACAUAUUGAGAUAGGUGUAACAGUUCAGAAUCAGAAUACAGAUAUUACUCAUUCUCAGGAAUACAGCAUCAACCAACACUCCUCACACACAUUCUAAAGCCUUUUAAUUUAAUUUACAAUCACUAGCACAUACACUUGUACACUACCCAAGAGGGAGAGCCUGUACCCCUAAAGGCUGCAGUCCAGUUCCACUUGGGAAAACACAAAGGCUUCCCCCUCUCUGUCUGUCUUCUGUUAUAACCUGGCAGCAUUGUAAUGUAAUCAAGUCAAACGGGUCCUAAUGUUAACUUUUAAUUGCAUACACAGACUUGCAGAUAUGCAGCUCAUAAUGGAAGGGUCAUCAUAGUGUGUGUGUGUGUGUGUGAGAGGGAGAGAGAGAGAGAGAGAGAGAGAGAGAGUGUGUGUGUGUGGGUGGGUGGAUGUACAUGUGUACAAAAGAACACUGAUUCCAGUAUUCACUUCAUAUUUGUAACAUACUGUAAAUGUUAUUUGGACUAUUUAUUGAUAACCAUUGAAGGUGUUCCUGUUUUAAGUUUUUGUUUGUUUUAAUUUAAUAUAAAAGGCCUCUAAAACAUACAUCCCUGCUGUUUUAAAGAUCUCAGUUUGUAAAAUUGUUUUUACUCGUGCUUAUAAAUAGACACU
Messenger RNA from Alosa sapidissima (American shad), 6154 nucleotides. RefSeq names its product cramped chromatin regulator homolog 1 (gene cramp1). Bases 474 to 4058 code for a protein of 1194 amino acids. Gene Ontology annotation, molecular function: chromatin binding. Gene Ontology annotation, biological process: pattern specification process. Gene Ontology annotation, cellular component: nucleus. The transcript is spliced from 20 exons. The record is from RefSeq and is a predicted model, not a curated record. Lineage: Eukaryota; Metazoa; Chordata; Actinopteri; Clupeiformes; Clupeidae.